GAUCUCAUGAGGCUGUUUGCAGGGACGAAUCCUGUCCGCGUAAUGGCUUCUGGAGCCAUUGAUGUGAAUCAUAAAGAUGAAACUUAUGAUGGGAAGGUGCCUGAUAUAAUUGAUAAUGCUUAUGUAAUUGUGGAAUUCAAAAAUGGUUCCCGGGGCAUCCUUGACCUCUGUAUGUUUGCCGAAGGGAGUAAAAAUGAACAAGAAAUAUCUGUUGUCGGUGACAUUGGGAAGGGUGAGGCAUUCGUUCCUGAGAGUAUUGUCCGUUGGGGUAUUCGAGCUGAAGGAAGGGAUGGUGUUAAAACUUUAAAAGCUGAGGAUAAUCGAAUAAAAUUCGAGGGACUACAUCAUGGUUCUAGCUAUUUAGAACAUCUUCAGUUUUUGUCUACAAUCAGAGCAAAGGGGACACGAGCUCCUUCUGUAGAUUUGUAUGAUGGAUUGGUUUCUGUAGCAGUUGGAGUUGCAGCACAGCUCUCAAUUGCGAAGGGCCGAGUGGUAACCAUCGAGGAGGUUAUGCGUGAAUAAUGUCAGCUGUGGCUUCAAUUAUUCAAGCUACGUACUUAUUGCUAUUUCUUUUCAAUACCAGAAGGCAAUGUUAUGAA
Olea europaea var. sylvestris is the source of this 599-nucleotide messenger RNA. RefSeq lists its product as uncharacterized. The record is from RefSeq and is a predicted model, not a curated record. The transcript is spliced from 4 exons. The annotation marks the transcript as partial. Lineage: Eukaryota; Viridiplantae; Streptophyta; Magnoliopsida; Lamiales; Oleaceae.